AUGUCUCUACUGUUCUGUGUCCAGGUCGGUCUGGCUUUCUCUGUGUCUGGACAGGAGAACACUUGUGAUGCAAACGGCAGCUUCUACUAUCCAAGUGAGUGCGAGCAGUGUACCUGUGACAGUGAUGGCAUCGCCCGCUGCCUAGUGGCAGACUGUGCCCCCCCCCCCCCGCCCUGCGUCAACCCUGUCAACACCAAUGGGAAGUGCUGCCCUGAAUGCCCAGAGGGGCCCUCCUGCUAUGUGGAUUUGACCCGCAGCCAGGUGAUCCCAGGGGGGGAUCCUGUAUGGGUGGACUCCUGCACAAAGUGUCACUGUCACGACUCAGGUGACGCUGGCUGCUGGAAGGGCAACCGCUGA
Molecule: messenger RNA, 357 nt
Organism: Oncorhynchus mykiss (rainbow trout)
Lineage: Eukaryota; Metazoa; Chordata; Actinopteri; Salmoniformes; Salmonidae
Source: RefSeq, a predicted model, not a curated record